Messenger RNA from Phycodurus eques (leafy seadragon), 1449 nucleotides. RefSeq names its product galanin receptor type 2. Gene Ontology annotation, biological process: immune response; G protein-coupled receptor signaling pathway. The record is from RefSeq and is a predicted model, not a curated record. Gene Ontology annotation, cellular component: membrane. The transcript has a single exon. NCBI's taxonomy places the organism in Eukaryota, Metazoa, Chordata, Actinopteri, Syngnathiformes, Syngnathidae. The coding region runs from base 454 to 1449 and encodes 331 amino acids. Gene Ontology annotation, molecular function: G protein-coupled receptor activity.
CUCCUCCGUCACAACCCUAUUUCUCAAGAGGAGUCCUACUUGGAGGUACAACCAAGGCUGAUUACGGUUUGCUGAGGACCAGCCUGGCUGAGAUGUCACGUGGCGUGGCUUAGAGGUGAUGAGAAACAAAACAGCCUGCAAUCUGUAGAAACUUGGAUGCUUUUACCAGGAUUCCUGGAGGAUUGGUUUUGUUCAGUCUGAAAUGACAAGCCUGAAUUUACUUCUCAUGGAUGUGUGUACUCAUUUUAACAACAACAUCAGGCUCCUUGUGGUGUGUUCCAUCAAUGAUGAUUUAAGAAAUGGUGGGAAAUUCAUUUUUUUUCCCCUGUUUAAACUCCCACUUCACCCACAAUGUGAGCAAUCAUUUCCACUUGCCUUAUCUGCAGUUUUAUGAGCACCUUGAGCACGAUUGCAGUGGCAGCACGACUCCAAGACUAAACUGAAGACAUAAAAAUGCUGCUUUGGAAUUCUGCAGGUGUCGAGGAUCUGCUAGGGAACAGCAGUGACAAUGGGCUGUGGAAUGUGCAACAGGUCCUUGUCCCGAUAUUUGAUGUUCUGAUCCUGGUAUUGGGCGUAGGGGGACACACCAUGGUCAUGGUGAUCCUGUGUAGGAGGAGCAGGAGGCGGAUGGGUCAGUCAGGAACAGGUACGGACGUCCUCCUGCUGGCCCUGAGCUUUGCAGAUCUUCUUCUUCUCUCCACGCUUCCUUUCCACACGACCGCCAUCGCCAUGCAGCAUUGGCCUUUCGGGGACUCCCUGUGUCGUCUGGCUGGCUUUUUGGGAUCGGCCUGCACCUCGGCCAGCGCCUUCACGCUGUCCACCCUGGCGGUGUCGCGCUACAUGACGGUAGUGCACCCCGCCAGAACUUUCCGCUGCCUCUCUCCACGCCAGGUAGCCAUCACGGCUGCGCUUCUUUGGGUCCCGGCCUGCUGCCUGGCGACACCUCAGCUGGUGUUUCGUUUUGUGGGAAGCCCUCCAAAUAACCCAGAUGGCCUUGCUUGCUUUGCUUUCCUGUACCACAGAGAUGAGCUCAUUUAUGGAUUGAUUCAUUUCCUUGUGGCUUUCUUGCUCCCCCUAGUCACAAUUGCCAUCGCAUAUGGGAACAUCUACUUGUUCCUGUGGAGGACCCGGAAUGCUGUUCAAACUCCACAAGUGGAACGUUACCAGAGCAAGGUAACCCAGACGUCAGUAAUACUGGUUGUGGCGUUUACUCUGUGCUGGCUGCCUUCCUACGGCCUGACGCUGGCCUUGCUAUCUGACAAAAGCUUAGGGGCCACUGGCACCUCACCACGUUACGGUCCGUUCAGCGUGUUUGCACGACUCACGGCGAUCGCUUCAACAGUGUUAAACCCCAUCCUCUAUGUGCUCAUCUCCCAAAAGUUCAGACAGGAUCUGCUGAGGCUGUUUAAGAGGGAAGGGCAGACAGCCAGUGGGGGCGGGGCUGCCUGA